CCGGGCUGCGGACGACGCUCGGGACGGGCCCAAGGAGUCGCUCCUCCCCGACCGAUGUCCGCAAGAUGGAGGCGGCGGGGGCGACGGCGUGAGGAGGGCGGCGCGGAGAGCGCGGGAGCAGGCCGGCGGGCGGCGGGGGCGGCGGGAUGGGGCUGCUGCUCAUGAUCCUGGCGUCGGCCGUGCUGGGCUCGUUCCUCACGCUGCUCGCACAGUUCCUGCUGCUCUACCGCAGACAGCCCGAGCCGCGGGCGGACGAGGCGGCCCGCGCGGGCGACGGCUUCCGCUAUCUCAAGCCGGUGCCGGGCCUGCCCCUGAGGGAGUACCUCUAUGGCGGCGGCUCGGAGGAGCCCGCGGCCGGGUCGUCCGAGGCCACCCCGACCCCCGACAGCCCGGCCCCACCGACGCGGGAGACCUGCUACUUCCUCAACGCCACCAUCCUGUUCCUGUUCCGGGAGCUGCGGGACACGGCGCUCGCCCGCCGCUGGGUCACCAAGAAGAUCAAGGUGGAGUUCGAGGAGCUGCUGCAGACCAAGACGGCCGGCCGCCUGCUAGAGGGGCUGAGCCUGCGCGACGUGUUCCUGGGCGACACGGUGCCCUUCAUCAAGACCAUCCGCCUGGUGCGGCCCGUGGUGGCCUCGGGCACCGGCGAGCCCGACGGCCCCGACGGGGACGCGCAGCCCGCCACCUGCCCCGAGGAGCUGGCCUUCGAGGCGGAGGUGGAGUACGACGGCGGCUUCCACCUGGCCAUCGACGUGGACCUAGUGUUUGGCAAGUCCGCCUACCUGUUCGUCAAGCUGUCGCGGGUGGUGGGCCGGCUGCGUUUCGUCCUCACCCGCGUGCCCUUCACUCACUGGUUCUUCUCCUUCGUGGAGGACCCGCUGAUUGACUUCGAGGUGCGCUCCCAGUUCGAGGGGCGGCCCAUGCCCCAGCUCACCUCCAUCAUCGUCAACCAGCUCAAGAAGAUCAUCAAGCGCAAGCACACCCUGCCCAGUUACAAGAUCAGGUUUAAGCCGUUUUUUCCAUACCAAGCCUUGCAAGGAUUUGAAGAAGAUGAAGAACUUAUUCAUAUUCAACAGUGGGCACUUACUGAAGGCCGGCUGAAAGUUACAUUGUUAGAAUGUAGCAGGUUGUUCAUUUUUGGAUCCUAUGACAGAGAAGCAAAUGUUCAUUGCACACUUGAGUUGAGCAGUGGUGUUUGGGAAGAAAAACAAAGGAGUUCUAUUAAGACGGUUGAAUUAAUAAAAGGGAAUUUACAGAGUGUGGGACUUACACUUCGUCUUGUUCAGUCAACUGAUGGAUAUGCUGGGCAUGUCAUAAUUGAAACCGUGGCCCCAAACUCACCUGCUGCCAUUGCAGAUCUUCAGCGAGGAGACCGGCUCAUUGCAAUUGGAGGUGUGAAAAUCACAUCGACACUGCAGGUGUUGAAGCUUAUCAAGCAGGCUGGUGACCGAGUCCUGGUGUACUAUCAAAGACCUGUCGGCCAGAGUAACCAAGGGGCCGUGCUGCAAGACAGUUUGGGCCAGUUGGAAGAAAACUUUUUGUCAAGUGCCUGCCAGCCAGGUUAUGAAGAAGAAGCUGCUGGGUUGCCAAUGGAUACUGAAAAUAGAGACCUUGAUUCAGAAUUUGAAGACUUGGCAAGUGAUGUCAGAGUACAAACAGAGUUCAAAGAGGAGGCACAACCCUUGAGUCCCAGUCCCAAGCGCACUCCAACAACGCUUUCUAUUAAACCCCUUGGCGCUAUAUCCCCAGUUUUAAAUCGAAAAUUAGUUUCAGGAAUCUAUCCACCACCACAAAAGCUUCCAUCUAAAGAAGGAAAUAAACCAUCAGCUCUAAAAACUUCAGAGGCCACAGAAGCAGCACCAGUGUCCAAACCCCAGGGAUCCACUUUCAAACCACCUGUGCCACCACGACCACAAGUGAAAAUUGCUUUGCCUUCCACUGACACUCCAACCCAGGCAGACCCGGAUGCUGUUGAGAAGCCAGAGAAGGUGCUGCUCCCUCCUCCUCCUGCAGAGAAGCCUGCUGAAAAGCAAGUAAAGAGCGUGGAUCAUGGGGAAGAUGGGGCAACAGGUAAGCUGUCUUCAGCAAAGCAAGAAGUAGUAAAAGAUGUUACUUCAGAAAGUUCUGGUCCUACUAAGGACACUUCGGAUGACCAUCAGAUGUGGGAAUCAUCAGAGGUUCUUUAUCGUAAUAAGGUGGGAAAGUGGUCAAGAACCAGAGCAUCCUGUUUGUUCGACAUAGAAGCCUGCCACAGGUACCUGAACAUUGCACUGUGGUGCAGGGAUCCUUUCAAGUUAGGAGGCCUCAUCUGUUUGGGGCAUGUUAGUUUAAAACUUGAAGAGGUGGCUUUAGGUUGCCUGGCUACAUCAAACAUGGAAUACCUUUCAAAGUUCAGACUGGAAGCCCCUGCUCCUAAGGCCAUGGUCACUAGAACUGCACUGCGCAAUCUGAGUAUGCAAAAGGGCUUCAACGACAAAUUUUGUUUUGGUGACAUUACUAUUCAUUUCAAAUAUUUGAAGGAAGGAGAACCAGACCACCACAUCGUUCCUAACAUAGAGAAAGAAAAAGAACUUCAUUUGAUUGAGGAAGUUUCAUCACUCCCUAAAGAGGAACAUUUUGUGGGGCAGAUGAGUUUGUCAGAAAAUAAACAUAGUUUCCAGGAUACUCAGUUCCAAAACCCAACUUGGUGCGAUUACUGUAAGAAAAAAGUCUGGACAAAAGCUGCUUCCCAGUGUAUGUUCUGUGCUUAUGUUUGUCAUAAAAAAUGUCAAGAAAAGUGUCUGGCUGAGACGCCUCUUUGUGGAGCAACUGAGAGGCGAGUAGACCGGACCCUGAAAAACCUCAGGUUGGAGGGACAGGAACCACUCAUGGGCCUUCCCCCUCGUGUGGAGAUGGAAGCUAACAAGUCAGUUCAUAAAACAACAGGCUUGACAAGGCACAUUAUUAAUACUAGCUCUCGUUUACUAAAUUUGCGUCAAGUCUCUAAAACUCGUGUUUCUGAACCAGGAACAGAUCUUGUGGAACCAUCACCAAAGCACACACCCAACACAUCAGACAAUGAAGGAAGUGACACAGAGGUGUGUGGUCCAAACAGCCCUUCCAAACGAGGGCACGGUGCAGGAAUAAAGUUGGUGAGAAAGGAAGGUGGGCUGGAUGACAGUGUUUUCAUUGCAGUGAAGGAAAUCGGCCGUGAUCUGUACAGAGGCUUGCCAACAGAAGAAAGGAUCCAAAAGCUAGAGUUCAUGCUGGAUAAACUGCAGAAUGAAAUCGAUCAGGAGUUGGAACACAAUAAUUCCCUUGUUAGAGAGGAAAAAGAAACAACCGAUACAAGGAAAAAAUCACUUCUUUCUGCUGCCUUGGUUAAAUCAGGGGAAAGACUACAAGCUCUGACACUCCUGAUGAUCCACUACAGGGCAGGCAUUGAAGACAUUGAGACCCUAGAGAGCUUGUCUUUAGACCAGCACUCGAAAAAGGUAAACAAGUACACAGACGAUACGGAAGAAGACCUUGAUAGUGAAAUAAGCCAACUGAUCGACUCUCAGCCGUUCAGCAGCAUCUCGGAUGACUUGUUUGGCCCAUCAGAGUCUGUGUAGCAGACAAACUAAACUUUGAAGUGGUUGGGGACAAAAUGGAUCUGGCGUGCCACGGAUACAGCCAUGUUUCAGUUCUCUGGUGGUGCACUUUGGCCUGCUUCUGCAGUUGCUUGCUUGUAUAAGAAUGAAAGGUGGUUUUCCAGCAGAAACAUGACGAGCUCACCAAACUGGUUGUUUUGGAUUGUGCUUAUUCUUAAUGGUUUUGGGGUUUAUACUGGGAAUUGGGUUUUAUUAAUUUAUUUUUAACCUUUUCUAAUUAUGUAAGCUAACUUUGUGUUUAUGUAUUGUGAUGUCUCACUGUCCUUUUUUUUUUCUUUCCUCCUGGUUAUUGAAUUAAUGUUAAGUAAGAUCCUGUCCAGAUUCCUGAAAUAUUUUCAUUCUCAUUCAUCACGGUUAUAACAGCAGAUUUGUUGCAUGCCUAAAUUGACAGCAGUAAUCACUGAGGGAACAGAAUUGAAUCUUCUUUCUUCUAUGUUUUGAGGUUUGUCAGCCGUACUUGCGUGAGGUUUUUGUUAUAUGGGGUUUGGGAGGAUUUGUUUUGUUUUAUUUUGUUUUGUUGUUGUUGCCAAAUACAAAUGAAAGCAAACCAUGCAGCUUUAAAAUGUUAUGCUGAUUUAGUUUUUUUUUACGUAUAUUGCUUGCUUCUUAUGCUUCUGUGAUAUUUUUUAAAGCUUUUAUGCAGUUGAAGUAUAGUAAAAUUAUAGUAAUUAGCUAAGAAGUUGCAUUGAAUAGAGGAUAAAUGCAAAAUCUAGUUGGUGAAGAAUUUUGUAGAGAGGAUAACAAGAUUUUAUUACUGAAGAGUUACCAGUAGGAUUUUGAAAUAUCUUUCAAAUGUUGAUGCUUUCCUUUUAAAUGGAAGUUAUGAACAUUCAUGAUGAUUUUUCAUCUUUGGUUCUCCCAUAGGAAAUAAAGCAUGUAUAAGGAUAUUUAAAUUUUCACAGGCUUGUUCAGAAAAUGGCUGCAUUGAUAACUUGCUUCGUUUGAAAAAAAAUUUUAAUGUAGGACUAUGCUGUGGAGGGCAAUUAUACAGAAUAUGUUUACUACACAAAUCCUUUGGUGUCUGUGGCCUUAAAGGAAUGUCAGUCAUUCUGAAUUAUUUAAUAAUUCAGACCAUCAUCAUUCAUUGUAAAGAAAAAUAAAAAUAGACAGUGUGCAUAGGAUUUGGGACUAGUUCUCUAAAAAUGAAGGCCUGCUGUGGUACUGGGUUCAUCUAAUGGAUGCUAAUAACACACAACUGAGAGAAAUAUGGGAGCUUGACCCCUAUUGAUGUAUCUUUAAAAGUCCGAGCCUGGUAUACCUAUAGAAUAGAAAAGCGUUUUUCCCUUUUACAAUAACACUAUGAUAACACAUAAACCAACUUAAUUUAAAACUAUGGAACAGCUCUUUCGCUGCAGGAAAAUUUGUAGAAUGAUAUAGUAGAGAGAAUGGUCCAGUCUGUAGCUCAAACUCCAACAGGAGUUUGAGGCCAAGCUCUUGAGUGAGCACUGCAGCAUAGGCAGGUCACAGAGGGUCACCCAGCACAGCUUCUCUGUCUCCGAAGGUACUUAACUCUACCUCACGGGGCUGUUGUGAGACAAACAGGAGCAUAACUGCAAAAGUGCUUUGAACAGUAAAAAGCGGUGAACAUAAAAGGUAUUACUUACAUGAGAAAAGCGUUGUUGCGUGUGGAAGGUUAUUCUAGCUUUAAAUUCAAUAGCUAACUCUUGUUAUUAAGUGAACACUAGGACACAAACUUUCUAUCUGUGUAAUCCCCACCCCACCCCUGCUUUCUACAACAAAUCCCAGAAGCUAAAAUGUUGCUCCACAUCUUAUGCUUGAAGCAAUCUGCCUGAUGUAUAGCCAUGUUUCAUCUUGUAAACAGUAACUUGCCAUUGCUGCCUGAAGGUGAUGCGUCUGUAAGUGGCUGGUAUGUAUACAGAUAAAUCAUGGAAGUUUUAGCGAUGCCCAAGCAUGCUCCUGCACUGACUUUGAAAGAGCUAUAGAAGUAAUGCAAAGCUUUAGUUCUAAGAAUCUACUCAUGCUUCAAAGUAUUUAUCUCUGUAGAACCACAAUCAUGGAAAGCUCGACAGUGCUGCUAAUGGUGUUUGUAAAAUAGGCCUUUAAUAUCGUGCAAUAUUUUUCUAUUAGGAGAGACAGUAGAGGCAUCACAGUUGUACUUUAGAGCAGGGAAGGAGGGGAAACUCCAAAUACCCUAGAGCAUAGUAAGGGAUAAGGCUUCAGUUUAAAAGGUUGUAUUAUAUGACAUUACUCAUGUAAUCUUGCUGCCAUGCUAUGUUAUCAAUAGCUAAAUAAUAAUAAUAAAGACUACCACGGAAAAUAAGAAUAUCUUCAUUUGAUGACAUCUGAAAACAAGGUGAUUGGUUCAUCUCUGUGGCAUUAUACCUGAUGUAAUUGGCCAUGCAGACAAGCUAACAAUCCAUUUUUACUAAACAAAUUUGCAAAAGCAUUCAAACUUUUACUGUUGCUACCUUACCUUUUGAAACAGAUGUAUGGAUUUUUUUUCUAAUGCUAUAGCAUGUGGUAAUAAGCAUAGUGAGACAUGUCUCAGGAAAGAAAAAUUGGACUGUUUAAAGUGUGUUCUCUUCAUUGGUAUUUAGAUGAAUGACUGGAUUAGACAAAAUGAACAACAUCUUAGUAUUUUGCAAUCACAAUGUGUAUGUUUCUUUUUUAUUUAUUGUGUUGGCUCUUUGAGACAGUCUUUCUCUAUAGGCCUGACUGUUGUGGAACUCAUUGUAUAGAUCAGGCUGGCCUCGAACUCAACAGAUAUCUGCCUGCCUCUGCCUCUGGAGUGCUGAGAUUAAAGGCAUGUAUCAUCACAUCCAGCUGUGCUAUAUUUAAGUUCUCUAAAGUAAGUUUGAAAUCACUUCAAUUUUUAAAAGAUGCAUUAAUUUUCUAAAUUGAGGUGAUGGUUUUUCGUAUCCCCUCCCUCCAAAAAAAAAAAAAAGCAAAGAACGGUGGAAAGGGGGAUUACCUUCAUCCUUCUUGAUUCUUUUAUGUUCCUCAAGGUCUGAGUAAAA
Alexandromys fortis (reed vole) is the source of this 6610-nucleotide messenger RNA. RefSeq names its product PDZ domain containing 8 (gene Pdzd8). The coding region runs from base 147 to 3593 and encodes 1148 amino acids. Gene Ontology annotation, molecular function: protein binding; lipid binding. Gene Ontology annotation, cellular component: mitochondria-associated endoplasmic reticulum membrane contact site. The record is from RefSeq and is a predicted model, not a curated record. Gene Ontology annotation, biological process: mitochondrial calcium ion homeostasis. The transcript has 5 exons. Lineage: Eukaryota; Metazoa; Chordata; Mammalia; Rodentia; Cricetidae.